AUGGGCGGUACCACCCAGCAGCAGCUCCACCUCCUCCGCAUACUCCUCUCCUGCCGGAAAAUCACAGCCCAGGUGACGAAACCCAUAACAGAAUCCAUCAUAGCCAUAGCUUCCACCACCGAGCCAGAGUUCUUACCUCAAUUAAAGGCCAAGCAAAAUCGUUUCCCGAGAUCCCACAAUUUCAUGGACGCCAAAAUCGCGACCAGAAUCGGCGAGAAACUCGGACUCCGGCUUAAAGAAAUCGGGGUUUUGAACGUCGAGAUUGAUUUCAACGAGGAGCUUCUUAGACCCGUUCAUCAACAAAAAUUGGUACGACCCAUAUUUCAGAAUGUUAAACGAGCUGGGAUUAAUAUUUCCGGUGCUGAGAAGUUGCCGUUCGGAGGAUGA
Messenger RNA from Coffea arabica (coffee), 387 nucleotides. RefSeq lists its product as uncharacterized. Gene Ontology annotation, biological process: translation. Lineage: Eukaryota; Viridiplantae; Streptophyta; Magnoliopsida; Gentianales; Rubiaceae. Gene Ontology annotation, cellular component: ribosome. The record is from RefSeq and is a predicted model, not a curated record. Gene Ontology annotation, molecular function: 5S rRNA binding; structural constituent of ribosome.